AUGACAGAGACAUUGAAUGUCAUAGUCAAUAACGGAUCAAGUGUAGGCGCUUAUACACUUGAUCUGAUUGCGCCUCCGAAGUUGACUUCGGAGAUCACUCAGUUGCCAACGCUCGAACAUAAAAGGUUCUUGCGUGAUCUGCGUAGUGGCAAAGUCAAGCAGAUCUGCGUAGUUGUCGCUGACGACGAGUGUGUAACCGACAUAAGGUCAGCAAUAGUGUUCACUGAGAACGAGAGAGUUCUCAGUAGUUCAUCUAUGGACGAGAGUGCCCUGGAUGAAAAGACACGAAUUGAGCGAUAUGACUCCCAAUCGUGGGAAUCGCUCAAGACAAAUCCUCUCUAUGAAGAUUUGGUUGAAUUCAAGGAUGUAUUCCCUGAAAAUGUUCCGUGCGAAUUACCGAAGGAUAAAGGUAUUCGACACGAGGUCGAGCUUAAACCAGGCUCGAAGUACUGUGUCAUGAAGCAGUGGCCACUGCCUCGUGAACAAGUACUUGCGAUCGACAAGUUCUUUGCCGAUCGUUUAGCUGCGGGCCAUGUGAGGGAAUCAACUUCCCCACAUAGCUCUCCGACCUUCUGUGUGCGAAAAGCAACAGGAGGGUGGCGGAUAGUGCAUGCAUUUAACAAAUUGAACGCUGCAACGGUACCGGCUCAGACGCCGAUACCGAGGAAGGACGUAAUCAUUGAUGGUAUGUCAAAGAGUACCAUCUUUUCGUCCAUGGAUUUGAUGGAUGGCUUCUACCAAAUCCUUAUGCGAGAACAGGAUAUACCCUAUACCGCAGAAGCACGCCUAGCGGCAUGCUCUGGGAAUGGCUAG
Molecule: messenger RNA, 813 nt
Organism: Peronospora matthiolae
Lineage: Eukaryota; Oomycota; Peronosporomycetes; Peronosporales; Peronosporaceae
Source: the annotation of a GenBank genome assembly